AUGCAUCAACAGAAAUACUUUAUGAAGCUUAUGAUUCCCAGCGAAAUCCUUCUAAAGACGAAAGGUAAUGAUUGUUGACGAUGCAACUUUUUGUUAUUAGAGUACUGAAGUACUAUUCUGUAUGAAUAAAAAUAAGUUUAGGUUUUCUCCUCUAGUAACACUAGAACAAUAAGGGAUUAUCCUUUCAACACCUCUAGGGAGAACAGUUUAGAGUUGGUAAUUGUAAUAAAUUGUUAGUUACGGGUGUUGGUGCCCAGAAAAUAUAUUUCGCUUCUUGGCAGCAAAACCCAAAAGUAAAAAUUUGUUGUGUAAGUCAAAUAUCAAACUUCCUGAAUAUGUAGAUUUAAGGCCUGUUUAAACGGAUCCAACAUUGUUGGACCAACAUCAUCCAACAAAAAAUAUUUGAAAAAGAAGCCGUUUGGGCCAUUAUUUCAACAAUGUUGGAUGAUGUUGGCCCAACAAUGUUGGAUCCGUUUAAACAGGGCUUUAUGAGAACGGUGACGUAUGCCGAAAACAAGCGUACAUUAUAGCCACAAACCAUGACCGGAUUUAGAGGGGAGGUGUGGGGUGGUGCGCACUUCUCCUGAGAUAGUUUUGCACCUCCCCUGAGAAUUUUUGCACCUCCCCUGAAAAGUCAUGCACCUCCCCUUGGGGAAGUUUCAAUGAUAGAUCAAAGUGAAUUUUUGACAUUUUUGGUUGCUUAAGGUCUACACUUCGCAAGAAAGUUUUUCUGUAAAAUUGAAACAAUGACAGCCAUUCGUCUCUGUAUCAAGACUCAAGUACCCUUUUAAUGCAAUGUUUUGAAAGAAAUUUUGUAGUAAUUGUAAUGAAGGGCAAAAUUGAGUUGUAAAGUGACAAUUCAUAAUACACUGAUACAUAUGUACACUAGUUGACUGCAUGCAUACGUGACGUCGUUGACUUUGGCCGUUCUAAGCCCUAACUUUCCAUGGCGGUCGUGAGCUAGACCGCUGCACCUCCCCUAACGUUUUUUCCACCUUCCCCACUAUUUCCAUCAAAAUGUACUUAUUUAUAAAUCGAGUAUAAAUUAUUACAAGAGUAUAUAAUGAUUAUACAUGGCAGAAUAACAAGAGGACGCGGGGUCCCUAUCGAGGUUAUAUACAGAGCCAUUAUAUACAGAGCGUCGAGAAACUGUAAAAGAUUGGAAUUAAUCUUGAACUGUCUUUGCCAGUGCAAGUAGUUCCAAUAAUAUGAACAAGCUUUCGUUGGUAGGGAUAGCCCAGUAUAACGCCAGACGAAGGGCCUUCGCUCGAAACGUCGAAAUUCUCCAUAUUUUUUCAGUUAGGGGCUGUUCAUAUGAUCCCACUUACCGAGACGUCUUGCUUAGCGUAUACAAAACUUCUACAUUCAGUCAAGCAACACAAAUAUUUAGCGAUUUUAGUGUUUUUCUUCGUUUGUUUACAAGAAAAUGUAUUGCUUUAGGUGCAUAUUUAAUACUUGUUUACAAAACAAACAUAAAACUAAGUAAAAAGUGUUAAAUUAAACGGCAAGACUUGUUUGACUUCAUCCCGGUAAGCGGGCUGGCGUGUUCAUAUCAGUGGAAAAUUUUUCAUCCCGCCUGCCUAUGAUCUCGGCAAAUUCAAACGGGAUCUCGGCAGCGGGCCAGCUCGCUUUCUCAUAUGAACACAAUGCAAAAUUUUGUAGGAAAAUAACUAGGCGGCGAGAUCAUCGGUAAGCGAGACGUCUUGGUAAGCGGGAUCAUAUGAACAGGCCCUUAGUUGCAUUCCUACCAAUGAAAGCUUGGAAUUAUAGUAUUUUGGGGAGAAUGAAGAAUUUUAGUGUUUAAUUUGUGAGUAGAAGACAUGGAAAUAAUAGAUCUAAUAAUAGAUAUCUAUUAUUUCUAGUAUAUAAUAUAGAUAUCUAAUUUUUGAUAUUUAUUAUUUCUAUGGUAUAAAAUCAAGGUGAGAAAAAUGCUAAAUUUCCAAUUUUCCCGCCUUGUAGGUAGUGGUAGCAUCGACCAAAUUUCUACAGUUGAUACCAAGCCCUCGCUAACAGCAGUCAAUGAAAAAACAAUCAUGCCCAAGCCUCCGCCAUUCCCAACGUUUGUCACACAUCCGCUGACCAAGUUCACCGACACAUCAUCUUUGGAGCGAGCGGUGAGCCCGCGUACACCCAUUUCAGCGUCUUCAACAACCCAACCUUCAACAGCCCCACUCGCAAGAUUGCCUACAAUGUCACUGAUUAAAUUCGAACCUAGUCCCCCACUCGCGACGCAAGUAUCUACGUACGGACAUCAAACUGCGCCUGCGCUAUUGCAGCGGCCUGUAUCAGUAGCAUUCGGGGCUAUGCCUCAUCAGAUCUUAACCCCUGCACAACUUCAGGUAAUAUGCUAGAAUCCACGUAUCAAAUAAUAGGUUUUACCACCCCCUCAUCCCCAGGGCAUUUUGCCGCCAAGGCUUAAGGUCGGCGAAAAUGGCCCUGGGAUUGGCUGGUCAAUUCUACAAUCCCAUUGGUCUGUUCAAAAACGCAUUAAUUCUUUUGCAGAAUUGCAGUAUAAUUUAUUCAAAUAACUCUAGUGAUUUAAAAACUUUUUGUCUUCAAAUUAUGCGGUAAACUUUAUACGAGAGUAUAGUCAAGAUUCACUUACGUCCUAUACUUGCCGUAUACUGCACAGGAGCCCAUCCCAUGUCUUAUUGAAAGCAAAUAUUGAAUGUACAUAUAGUAUUUAUAUAGCUCAGUGCUAAAUCUAAGGGCGCGCGGCCUGCCUGUUGCGGGCUGACGAGAGUGCGCAACCAACCCGCAACAGACAGGCCGCGCGCCCUUAGAUUUAGCACUGAACUAUAUAAAUACUAUAUGUACAUUCAAUAUUUGCUUUCAAUAAGACAUGGGAUGGGCUCCCUGUGUAUACUGCCCUUAAAAUAACGUCUUUUAGAUGAAUAAAUUGGAAAUAGUUCAUUACAUCACAUUUGUUAUUCGCAAACAAACAACAAACAUAUCAUGAACAAAGAUUUAAUUUCACAUCAAAUUAUCGUAUCAAAACCAUUGAUCAAAACACCCAGAAAUUAUGGGUGUCAUGUGACCAGCCGAUCCCAGGGCCAUUUUCGCCGACCUUCAGUCGUGAAGAACGUGGAGGCAAACUGCCCUGGGGACGAGGUUGGGUUGAACUCAGAAUGCAACCAAUUUGAAUGAAAACUUGACAUGUAAUAGAGCGAGACAUUACCACUCAUUGGAAGUUUUUGAAAUUAGCAUUGUAAACCGGAAGCACGGUUAUCGGCAAAUGUAUGGGAUUUACUACUUUUUUUGGGACCAUAUAUAUUCAUCCGGUUAUUAAAAUUUUUGUACCGUGAUUCUAUUACAAAGUGUUUGUAGUAUUAAUUCUAUGCAUUUGCAAGGCACAAAAAAUAUAUGUGGCCCCGCUUCUAUGCAGCUCAAAAAAGUAUGUGCCCCGUCCCCUUUUACUCCUGUCCCGUAUAAAAUACAUUUUGCAUGCCCCCUAUUUCUGUCGAGUGGGACGCCCAAAAUCCUUAAAUUUAUUUUCAUUUAUGACAGGUCAUCACAGGUCUAGUGCCAGGCCAAAUGUUGCCAAUGACGCAUGGAGCCACCGGCAUUGUUGCCCAGCCUGGUGAAAUUGGAGCACACGGGGCUAUUCCGCCGGGUCACGUGACGAACCUAAUGCUACCAAGUCAUCUCAGCAGUCAACCGAUCCCAGUGCACGCUGUGAAUUUGAUGUCGAUGACCAGCGGUCAGCCACAGGUCUUAUACUCCGUGUCGUCCCAAUCAUCUGUGCCACCGGCCUUGUUAUCGAGUACGGUCACGGCGCCUGCCUCACUUCCGGCCAGCAGUCAUUUGCCAGGUUCAGUAACCGCUGCCCAGGUGGCCGUACCAUCUGUGGGCUCAAGUGGUGAUAUUGCCACUCAGCGCCAGUCCUUCCUGCCACAGAUUGCCACGGUCCAAGGCUCUUUGCCAACAGCACAUAUCAACACAUCAUCCUUACCGAAUCAAACAUCACGUCAAGUGAUAGCUCCAGUUAGUAUUCAAUCCCAGAUCUCCACGCCUUCGACCGUCGGGGCCAAACAGGACCUAUUGCCGACUCGUGUUCAGUCCCCUAGCGCGGUUUAUCCAGGUAUACCAAGCCUACGGUCAGACAACUUGAUUGACACUAAACGACUGGAAGUAUCAGAGGAGGUCUUAAAUUCCUCUAGUGUCCUAAAACCCGAGGACACUUUGAACACCGGGGAUACGUUGGUAGUCGAGAUGAAACCCGUUGGGUUAAAUGAGAGUAAGACAGUAGAAAGUCCCGACAACACCCAAAAUGACCACAAUGAUCCAUCAAUGCCCAUUAGUUUUGUCACCGAUGACCCAGAGUUGGCUCAAGAAAUUGUCGGCGAGAAUGAAUUCAAGGGACCGAGCCUGACUCUAAGCGAGGAGGGCGUUGUGAACAGAAGCAUCGACGACGCGUCCCACAAUGGAUUGCACUCUGAAGUCGAGCUUCAUACGGUUGUUGAAAGCAGCGAGUAAAAUUAAAUGUGGAGAAUAAAACUACAAGUACGAUGGAACUUAACAAUAUUCAAGGGACCGGUCAUUAUUUUUUGUGGGAGGUGGCACCGAAGAGAAAGAUUUUUCUUGGCAAAAAUUUUGCUGAUCCGACCACUGGAAAGUUAAAAUAUUUUUUACCCAACCUCAAAUAGCAAUUAAAAAAUAAAUGCCCACCCCUGGCCAAAAACUCGCCUCGCCAUUCAAUAGGCCAUUCCAGCUUUUAGUUUUUGCGUGCAGGGGACGAUGGGAAGUAAGGUAUCACAUUGCUGAUUAUGCUGAAAAAAUAAAAAUGGUGGCCGUGUAAACACGGAGUGAUAGCUUACACUUGUAAAUAUUGAAAUGUUUCGGGAGUUUCGGGAGUUUUUAUUGAAAUUUUUCAGCAUAAUCGGCAAUAUGAUACCUUACUUCCCAUCAUCUCCUGUAGGCAUAAACUAAAAGCUGGAAUUGCCUAUUGUCACACAUGUCCUUUACCACUUCCGCGUGACCUGAGUUUGAUAACUGCUCGUGCAAUUUUCUGCAGUCUAAAGAUUCAUGCUGUCUACACAUGUACUUUCUUUCGAGACACCAUUUGCCUCUCGACAAAGGGGAAAAUGAUCAAGAUAGUGACUCUGAUUGAUUUACAUAUAACAUAUUGUAUUGACAUAUGACGGUUGACAUUACUUUUUAGUCUUCAAUAUUUUUAGUGAGUCGUGCUUUGGAAAUGACAAUACUUUUAUAUUACCCAACCCUUGAGUUGUUUUGUUUUUCAUUUACCCAACCUUUUACUUAAUCACAAUUUUGUUUACCGAACCCUUUUCUCUUCGGUCCCACCCACCCACCCCCGCCAUAAAUAAUCAUGUGUCAUAAACAGUGAUACAUGAAUGAGCAACCACCAGUGACCCCAAACUAUGCCCCAACGUGUCCUGCUCGAGUCUAACCCGCAGAAAUGUUUACAAAAGUACAUCAGUAUAUAUAAUUUUUUAUAUUUUUAAAAAUGAAAUUCAUAAUAUAUCUCCAUAUACAUUGUUUGGUUUAUAUUUAGUUAAGUGUUUUAUAUAGAAAUUAUUAUGUAAAAUAUAUAAUAUAUCGCAGAAUAUUAUUAACUUAAGUAUAUAAUUACUGUCUAUGUAAAAUAUAUCAUAUCACAGUCACAGAAAGGUAUCAACUGGUUAAGUAAUAUAUAAACGAU
Paramuricea clavata is the source of this 5662-nucleotide messenger RNA. Lineage: Eukaryota; Metazoa; Cnidaria; Anthozoa; Malacalcyonacea; Plexauridae. The record is from the annotation of a GenBank genome assembly.